Penicillium manginii is the source of this 876-nucleotide messenger RNA. Its product is annotated as DUF1769 domain-containing protein. The transcript is spliced from 3 exons. Bases 1 to 876 code for a protein of 291 amino acids. The record is from RefSeq and is a predicted model, not a curated record. Lineage: Eukaryota; Fungi; Ascomycota; Eurotiomycetes; Eurotiales; Aspergillaceae.
AUGCCCAGCCAAACCGAGCUUCCUAAAUACCGCCUGAGGGUGACGGCGGGUCCGGAGUAUGACCGAUCAACACACAAGCAGGUUGCGGUCAACGACAAGACACUACAUUUUGAUGGCGACCGAGCAGCAGUGGACGUAGGCGUCCAUAUCCAGAACUUCUCCGGCUACCCUGAUAACUCCCCGAAGACAAGUCCGUAUUUCUCACAACCACUGCACGCCCACGAUCAAUACUCAAUAUCUUGCUCGUUCACCCCGAAACAGAAUAUCAAUGGCAACGACCUAGUCUUCGGGAAUGACUUCGACCAUCCUAUCCGCGAUCGCCUACCAAUGGGCUUCAACGCUGCAUUAAAGACCGUCAAAUGGGCCAUUGACCCGUCGAUUGACGGUGAUGCCUAUGCCGACAAGCCAUAUCUCUACAGCCCCGCCCUGGCUACGUGGAACCAAUUCCGCAUCGGCGGAAAGAGUACUACGACUAGUACUCCAAGAUUAACAACCGAAUACGUUGUGGAGGAGGGCGCUGAUGGGGAUGGCGUGGAGAGCCGCGCUUCAAUCAAAAUCCCCGGUGACACGGCCAAGGCCCGGCGAAGCCAUUUUCAAAAUGAGAAGCACCGCAAGGCAUUUGAGUUCGAGGCUGGUAGGACUUACCUGGCUGAUUUUGGUAACGGGUACCUUUCUUUCAGCGAUAUGUCGAUUCAUCUUCCUGGAUUCUCUAUUCCGGUGAUUAGUAUGGUCGAUGACACGAUGAACGAAUUGCGUUAUGUUCUCAAGAAUGUGAGAACCGGUGAGGUGUAUCUGGCUGUCCUGUUCACUGUUGUCUGGAACCAACUUGAAAAGGCGCAAGAUGGCGAGCAAACUGGGGAUCAAGACGUGGACUAG